Peromyscus leucopus (white-footed mouse) is the source of this 1040-nucleotide messenger RNA. Its product is annotated as keratin-associated protein 10-1-like. Gene Ontology annotation, cellular component: keratin filament. Lineage: Eukaryota; Metazoa; Chordata; Mammalia; Rodentia; Cricetidae. The transcript has a single exon. The record is from RefSeq and is a predicted model, not a curated record. Bases 47 to 817 code for a protein of 256 amino acids.
CUCACUCACUCUCUCACAAACUCACUCUCCUCCAGCCAACCCCGCCAUGGCCACCUCCACCAUGUCUGUCUGCUCUGAUGCCUGCACCAACUCCUCCUGGCAGGUGGAUGACUGCCCAGAGAACUGCUGUGAGCCUACCUGCUGUGCCCCCAGCUGCUGCCAGUCCAGCUGCUGCCAGCCCAGCUGCUGUGUGCCCAGCUGUUGUGUCCCUAGCUGUUGUGUGCCCAGCUGCUGUGCCCCAGCCCCCUGUACAACUCUUAUCUGCACCCCAGUGAGCUGUGUGUCCAGCCCCUGCUGCCAAUCUGUCUGCUGCUCACCCUCAUGCUGCCAACAGUCUAGCUGCCAGCCCUCAUGCUGUCAAUCCUUCUGCUGUGUGCCUGUCUGCUGCAAGCCUGUCUGCUGCACACCCAUCUGUUCUGGAUCCUCAUGCUGCCAGCAGUCUAGCUGCCAGCCCUCAUGCUGCCAAUCUUCCUGCUGUGUGCCUGUCUGCUGCAAGCCUGUCUGCUGCACACCCAUCUGCUCUGGAUCCUCCUCAUGCUGCCAGCAGUCUAGCUGCCAGCCCUCAUGCUGUCAAUCUUCCUGCUGUGUGCCUGUCUGCUGCAAGCCUGUCUGCUGCAAGCCCUGCUCCAGUGUGUCCCUGCUCUGCCGCCCUGUGUGCAGACCUGCCUGCUGUGUGCCCACCUCCUCCUGCUGUGCCUCCUCCUGUCAGCCCAGCUGCUGCAAGCCCUGUUCCAGUGUGUCCCUGCUCUGUCGCCCUGCCUGCUCCCGCCAGGCCUGCUGUGGCCUCUCCUCAGGCCAGAAGUCCAGCUGUUGCUGACCUGUCCCCCAGUGAGAGCAUUUCCUGUAUUUACAGUGAGUGCUAAGGAACCAGAGCUCACAGAAGUAUGUCCAUACUCCAUGCUCUAUGCAGCAGGGCAGACCAUGGCAGUGCCCUCCUCUCUCUGCCUCUGACCUUUCCAGGUCCAGCAAUCUCACCUCGUUGUGACUGUCCCUUCUCUGAAUACACUUGAGCCUUCUGAGCAAUAAAAACCCUGACUGAA